Messenger RNA from Caenorhabditis angaria, 1260 nucleotides. Lineage: Eukaryota; Metazoa; Nematoda; Chromadorea; Rhabditida; Rhabditidae. The record is from the annotation of a GenBank genome assembly.
AUGAAUAUUCACACGAAAUAUACGAACAAUCAGGAGAUUAAAUUUCCAAGCACGGUUAGCUAUAAAUAUGAAUUUCAACAUUUCAUUACAGCUUCUUCGUCAACUCUCACCGAGUUGGAAUCAAGACAUCCUGAAUAAUCUGGAUGUCACAACAUCAACAUUCAGUCUUCUGGAUAUACUCGCAACUGUUCAUUAUAGCAUGACUUCGAGCAAUAUCAAUGGUUAGUUAACAAACACGUUUUUAGUUAUCUAACUUUUAAAAGUAUAAUUCAUAAAUGUUUGGUGGCUUUGCGAAAUUUCGAGAGAUAUUCAAAAGCUUUCAAUAUUUACGUGCACAAAUUGAAUUUUACUCUAUUCGAAAUUUCAUAAAAUCUGAAUUUCAGCACCAAGUUGUCUUAAUAUUUUUCCCAAAUUUCAUCAUUCUACUAUUAGUUUUGCAACAAUUUGUUAAAUGUUUCAAUUUUGAAUUGUCUCUCCAAAAUUUACCUAAAUGUCCUCUGACUUCUACAAAAUUUCCCAAAAAUUGAGAAAUUUCAAAGAUAUUUUUAAAAAUCAAUAUUCGGAAAAUUGGAAAUUGAGAUUGCAUGAAAAAUACCUAAAUUAUGAAGGUGUGAUUUUUCAUUAUAUAUUGACUUAUUCUUUCAGUUGACUGCGAUUCGAUCAUAAUCAGCCGCGUCAUGUCUGUUGCGAAAGAAUUCGGAAUUGAAAGCGUGUUGUACAAAAUUAGUAACGAAAUAAGAAAAAUGCCAAUGGAAAUAUUCGACAAAUUCGCACUUAUAGAUCGAUUAGACAGUGAUGAAGCUCGGGUACGUUUUUUUAAAUUUCUAAAACCGAGAUAGUUUGCCUUGAAAUUUGGAGAACAGUUUCACAAGAAAUUGUAUCUUCAAUCGUUCAACUCACUGACUUCCCAUAAUUUUCUGUCUGGAAUAGAAUCGCAAAAUGACAGAAAAAUUCAAUUUCAAUAUGAAGAUCAGAUAAGAAACGUGACCUAGUCGAAUUUGAUUUUGAUGAAAACGUGAUUAUUAUUUUUUUCUCAUAUCAGAGCGAAAGCUAUUUUCAUUUUUUCUUCCUAAAAAAAGCAGACUGGGAUUAUUUAUUGUUAUUGAUUCAAUCUAAUUUUCUUUUCAGUCACAAGAGCUCGACCUUAUGACUCGUGAAACUGGUAAGAAAAUACUCGGAAAUGCUGAAGCCAAGAGGAGAUUGCAAGAUGAAACAUUGAAUGGAAUAAGAAAGAUCAUCGAAGGUUUUGAAGCAAUGUAG